Centruroides sculpturatus (bark scorpion) is the source of this 1717-nucleotide messenger RNA. RefSeq names its product relaxin receptor 1-like. Bases 94 to 1524 code for a protein of 476 amino acids. The record is from RefSeq and is a predicted model, not a curated record. Gene Ontology annotation, biological process: G protein-coupled receptor signaling pathway. Gene Ontology annotation, cellular component: membrane. The transcript has 9 exons. Gene Ontology annotation, molecular function: protein binding; G protein-coupled receptor activity. Lineage: Eukaryota; Metazoa; Arthropoda; Arachnida; Scorpiones; Buthidae.
AUUGAAAUUGCAAAUCUUUUUUAACAAUUAUUAUUUAUUAGUUUUUUGAAUAAUAAUCACAUUUGGGAUAUCGAGAAUGGCGCUUUUCGUUUCAUGGAGAGAUUGGUCGAAUUAGAUCUUUCUCAUAACAGAUUACGAUUUCUGAGGCAACACAUUUUCGAUUCUCUCGUUAAUUUAACAAAACUUAAUCUCUCCUUUAAUCCGUUGACGUCACUGCCUUUAACUGUGUUUGUCGGUCUUAAGAAUCUCAAAUCUCUCGAUUUAAAAGGAUUUGGGAUUUCGAACAUAAACGUUCAACAUUUUAAAGAUUUGAGCAACUUGGAAUUCAUCUACUUCAAGAAAUUCCAUUACUGCAGUUUCACACCGUACGUCCGAAUUUGCACUCCAAAAACGGACGGUUUAUCUUCCAUGGAACAUCUUUUAGUAUGGCCCGUGCUUCGUCUCUGUGUCUGGUUUGUCGCUCUCAUGACUUGUUUGGGUAACAUUUUGGUCAUUGGAUGGAGGGCUUUGUCGCGAAAAGAAGACCACGUUCUCUCGCUCUUCAUUAAGAAUCUCGCUGUUGCAGAUUUCCUAAUGGGAAUAUAUCUUUUGGCAAUCGGAUCUCAAGAUAUCAGCUAUCGAGACUUUUACAACAGACACGCUCAUCUUUGGAUGUCCAGUUGGCAAUGCACCGCCUGUGGAAUUUUGGCCAUGCUAUCGUGCGAAGUAUCCGUUCUCAUACUUUCACUCAUAACUCUGGAACGUUAUCGGUGUAUAAGGACAAAUUACCGGGUGGUGACAGUUUCGACAGCAAGAUACAGUCUGGCCGCCGUUUGGACAUUCGGAGUCAUUUUAGCAUUAUUUCCCACCGUUCUGUGGACGAGCGACAGAUCCUUUUAUUCCAGCAACGGAUUUUGCUUUCCUCUUCAUAUCGACGAUCCCUAUACUCUCGGUUGGCAAUACUCGGCUUUCAUCUUUUUGGGAAUCAAUUUCUCGGCCAUGAUGAUGAUCAUCAUCCUGUAUCUAAGAAUGUUUCACAUAAUUCGUCGCGACCGGCAAAAAUCUCGGCCCGUGAUGCUAAAGAAGCACGAAGAUGCCGUUUUGGCAUUACGCUUUUUCUUCAUCGUGCUCACCGAUUGUCUUUGCUGGAUCCCCAUCGUGGUCAUCAAGAUAAUUGCCUUCAGCGAAAUUGUCAUAUCUGAGAACCUCUACGCUUGCGUGGUUAUUUUCAUUUUACCUAUAAACAGCGCUCUCAAUCCUGUGAUAUAUACUAUUGCGGCGCCAACAGAGUUGAGGCGGCGGUUAAGAAAAGCUUUAUCGCGAUUGUUAAUAUGUCAAAAAUGUUUAGAAAGAUUAAUGCUUUUAGAAUCAAAAGCCGCCACCUCUUCCAUCUUAACUCAAAGCAUCGGUUCGACGGAAGUCAGAUCGCUUAGUAAUGGCUCUCUUCUAGCGACGGUGGGAAGAUCUUCGACUAGUAGCGAAUCCAGCCGUCGAAUGACAUAUUGCGGCACAGAAAUUAUCGAGAGAGCGGAAACUGUCGUGUAAUCGAACCCGACGUCACCGGUUUUUUUAAAUAAGAGAAAACAUUUGUAAAUAUACACACGAUCAUUGACUUUGUAUCAUUGUGUUUUAUGUGUCAGUAAAUAUAUUUAAAAUUCUGCCUCGUGUGCUCUUUAAAUAAAUAUUUAAAUAAUUAUCAUAUCUUUAAAUGCAAUAAUAAUCCACGUUAAAAUUUCUG